CUCUCCCUUCGAACAAAAGAGUACUGCGUUUCGCAAAAAUCGUGUAUCGUCUCCUCCCGACGCUUCACGCUGAAUCGCUGCUACCACAAGAUCCAGUAAUAGAUGUUGUUAUCCAGGGCCUCCAUUUCCAAAUCUCUAUUCCCCACCUCUCCUCUUGGUCGCAUACAGCUCGCGAAUUUAUAUUGCACAAUUAGAUUAGCAUGUUCUUCGUUUCUCGCGAAUUGCGCAACACAUAAUCAAGAUGAAUUGCAGACGCAUAGUCGAUUAAAUGGCGGCGUAAACUAUCGGAAGUUAUGCCUGGGAAGUUCUUCAGGCUUUUCAACGCAAGCCGGAUUAUAUCAAGUCGAUUUUAUCUCACCCAGUUCUGAUAACUUAUCUUCUGAUAAUGACUCGAGUGUUACGUGUGUAAACAUGAUCGAAAAUGUUCUCAAGUCUAUUGAUGAGAAUAGCGAGUUAGAGACGGCGCUCGAUCAAUUCUCGUCCAAGAUAAAUGAAGAUGUAGUUAUUCAGAUCCUACGGAGGCAUCGAUCUGAUUACAAACUCGCCUUAUCGUUCUUUACUUGGGCCUCUAUGCAACCGUGUUAUACUCACGGAUCGAGAGCAUAUAAUGAGAUGCUCGAUAUUCUCGGAAGGAUGAAACAGAUCAAGCUAAUGAGACAGCUAUUUGAUGAGAUUCCUAAAGACGGUAGCGGCGACUCAAUAGUUAACGACAAAACUUUUGCCAUUUUAAUGAAUAGAUAUGCGGCGGCGCACAAGGUCCAAGAAGCUAUAGAUAUAUUCUAUAAAAGGAAGGAGUUCGGCUAUGAGCUCGACUUGGUCGGUUUUCAGACUCUUUUAAUGUCCCUUUGCCGAUACAAACACGUCGAAGAGGCCGAAGCCCUCUUUCUCCAAAAGCAAAAGGAAUUCCCCCCCGUUAUAAAGAGCAGAAACAUAAUUCUUAACGGUUGGUGCUUGUUGGGAAGCUUACGUGAUACUAAGAGGUUUUGGAAUGACAUAAUCUCUUCGAAGUGCAAACCGGAUUUGUUCACUUAUGGCAUUUUUAUUAAUUCCUUGACCAAGGCUGGCAAGUUGGGAAGUGCAGUAAAGCUUUUCACUUCCAUGUGGGAGAAAGGAAUCAAUCCGGACGUUACGAUUUGUAAUUGCAUUAUCGAUGCGUUAUGCUUUAAGAAGAAAAUCCCACAAGCGCUCGAGAUAUUUGGCGAGAUGGAUGAGCGCGGUUGCCUUCCAGAUUCCGCGACUUAUAACUCUUUGAUAAAACACCUUUGCAAGAUAAAGAGGAUGGAGAAGGUAUACGAGCUUUUAGAUCAGAUGGAGGAAAAAGGUUGCCUUCCAAAUGCUAGAACUUAUUCUUACAUCUUGAAAACAAUGAAGAAGCCCGAAGAGGUCGAUAAUUUGUUAGGAAGAAUGGAAAGAGGCGGUUGUAGAAUUGACGGCGACACGUACAAUUUGAUAUUGAAUCUUUAUGUCGAAUGGAAAUAUCACAAGGGUGUGAGAUACGUAUGGUCGGAGAUGGAGAGAAGCGGAUUAGGUCCUGAUCAGCGUUCAUUUACCAUAAUGAUUCACGGGCUUUAUGCGCAAGGGAAGUUAGAUGAGGCUUUGCAAUACUACGACGAGAUGAAGGCGAAAGGAAUGAUUCCGGAACCGAGGACGAGAAUAAUAAUAAAAGCAAUUCAUUUAAAAAGAGAGGGGGGAAAUAGUGGAUCAGAUCAUUCUCCGAAUUCUGUAGAAAAGAGGAGAUUCGUGAGCUGAUCCAUACAGAAUUUCUAAGUCAACAUUAAUAUAGUUGGGAAUUACAGUCCAGAUGUGAGUUGGUCUAUGAAUUGACCUACGUACUUACACUGUUGAGCUCUAAUUUGUGUACUUCAAAGGUUUUGGGGAGAGGUAGCAGGAGAGUGUACAUCAUUGAGCUUACCGACAGAAACCACAGCUUCUAAAUUCAUGUGCCUCAUUGUAUUCAACUAAUGCGACGCUAGAUGGUGGACAAUAUGGAUGGGUACCAUCAAUGCCAUCUGCAAUUGACGACUAAAUGUUUCAAAAUUUCCUCCUUACACCCAGCUAAAGCAUUACAAAAAUGCUGCAACAUCAGCAUUCUGAGCUCUGAAGAAGCUGCAGGAAGCCAUUCUUUCGUGGCGAUCUGCGUAUACAUUGUUGCAGAUAGAUUGAAAGAUGUAGUCAAGCUUGACAAGUUUAGAAAUAGCAAACGCCCCAAGUUCCAGUAUGUCAUUUCUAGCAUCUUUUUAUCGCCAUUAUCAUUUUGGACUAUACAGGAAAACUUAAGAUUUGUGACAUCAACAGCUUUUUUUCUUAUUAGGAACUACUUAACACUAACAAGUAGUUAUAUAGUCCUUAUUUAUUGUCA
Molecule: messenger RNA, 2359 nt
Organism: Ananas comosus (pineapple)
Lineage: Eukaryota; Viridiplantae; Streptophyta; Magnoliopsida; Poales; Bromeliaceae
Product: putative pentatricopeptide repeat-containing protein At3g15200
Exons: 4
Coding region: 103-1749 (548 amino acids)
Molecular function (GO): protein binding
Source: RefSeq, a predicted model, not a curated record